Molecule: messenger RNA, 5014 nt
Organism: Aplysia californica (California sea hare)
Lineage: Eukaryota; Metazoa; Mollusca; Gastropoda; Aplysiida; Aplysiidae
Product: dual specificity tyrosine-phosphorylation-regulated kinase 2
Exons: 1
Coding region: 229-1920 (563 amino acids)
Biological process (GO): peptidyl-threonine phosphorylation; peptidyl-serine phosphorylation
Cellular component (GO): nucleus
Molecular function (GO): protein serine/threonine kinase activity; protein serine/threonine/tyrosine kinase activity; ATP binding
Source: RefSeq, a predicted model, not a curated record
ACCGCCAUGACGUCGGCGGAUAGAGGUCGUGCUUGGCAACCGCGGAGGCCAUUCUUUGAUAAAGCAACAUAGCGGGCGAUUUUAUCCUCGCUCGACAGUCUGCCUUUACCCUGUUGUUUGUGCUUUCGUUAUUGGUGAUGGAUUAUUUACUUUUUCUCAAAUGAUCUAGUGCAGUUUAUAUAGAAAUGUGGAAAGGGUGGUGUUCAAAGUUCUUGGAACGAUGGAAUUAUGGCCACAAUUGCUAAGGUAAAACCCGCUGUUCAGCAUCGGCAAUCGUUGAUAGGAAGUACAAUGUAUACUCAUACAAUGGAAGGUAGCCAUUCACACCACCUACCACCCCUCGCAAGCCAGACUGUGGGGGGUGCUACUAGUGGCCACGGGGUAAGGGUGCAGCAGUUGUUCGAGGAUCAUAAGCAUCACACAGAGAAAAGAGAAGUUAUUCAAAAUGGCGGCGGAGGCGACGAUCAAUCUCAGAAUCAAGGUGUUGCACGACCAAGUUCUAGUGCUGGAAGCACUGGUAGUAAAGGGUCUGGUGUCCGGAGAGGCAACAGAAUGAACCCAGAAUUGGCAAUGAAGCAAUACAUGCACAAACUCAGUUCUUAUGAACAUCAUGAAAUUUUCAGCUAUCCUGAUGUCUACUUUGUGGGCCAAAAUGCCAAAAAGAAACAAGGUGUGGUGGGAGGAUCAAAUAAUAAUGGAUAUGAUGAUGAAAAUGGAUCUUACGUACAUGUGCCUCAUGAUCAUAUAUCCUAUCGCUUUGAAGUUCUCAAAGUUAUCGGCAAAGGUAGUUUUGGUCAGGUUGUGAAAGCUUAUGAUCAUAAAACUCAGAUACACGUAGCUUUGAAAAUGGUUCGCAACGAAAAACGCUUUCAUCGUCAAGCACAAGAAGAGAUUCGUAUCUUAGAACAUUUGAAAAAGCAAGACAAGGACAAUAAUAUGAACAUUGUACACAUGUAUGAAAAUUUUACCUUCAGAAACCACAUCUGUAUUACCUUUGAGCUUCUCAGCAUGAAUUUAUAUGAACUGAUAAAGAAAAACAAAUUUCAGGGUUUCAGUUUGCAGUUAGUAAGAAAGUUUGCUCAUUCAAUUCUUCAGUGCCUGGAUGCUCUGUAUAAGAAUCGAAUAAUUCAUUGUGAUCUCAAACCUGAGAACAUUUUGCUCAAACAGCAAGGUAGAAGUGGUAUUAAGGUUAUUGACUUUGGCUCCAGUUGUUAUGAGCAUCAGAGAAUCUACACGUACAUUCAGUCUCGAUUUUAUCGAGCUCCAGAGGUCAUUGUCGGAGCCAAGUAUGGAAUGCCCAUUGACAUGUGGAGCCUUGGAUGUAUAUUAGCGGAGUUACUUACGGGCUAUCCUCUGUUCCCUGGUGAGGAUGAAGGGGACCAACUUGCGUGUAUCAUUGAGCUCUUGGAUAUGCCACCUCAGAAGCUUCUGGACCAAGCCAAAAGAGCUCGCAAUUUCAUUUCGUCCAAAGGAUACCCUCGUUAUUGCACAGUGAAUACAUUGCCAGAUGGAAGCACUGUACUCCAAGGUGGCCGUUCCCGGAGAGGGAAGACCCGUGGUCCUCCCGGCAGUAAGGAUCUUGUUACUGCCUUGAAAGGUUGUGACGACCCCAUGUUCUUGGAUUUUAUGCGUCGUGCCCUAGACUGGGACCCGCAGCAACGCCUUACUCCAACUCAAGCGUUGAGGCAUGCAUGGUUGAGGAGACGACUUCCUCGACCUCCUCCCUACAACAGUGAGGUCAAAUCUGAGUCUGCACUGAGGAGGAAUUCGUCAGGAAAUCGCAGUACUGGAAUGCCAAAGCUGGCCAAUGGGACUAUCGCUACAGCCAGUGGAAAGACACGCCAGUUAGCCAUUCAAGAUGAUUUAGCAUCUCAACUGAAUACACGGACAAAAUUACCCCAGAUUGGAUCUACCAUGUAGCUCGCUAGUGUGACGUGUGGGAAUAAUAAAAUAAAUCAAUGGUAAUUUGAUUGUUGACCAAUCUUAAAAAUUACAGAUGUGAGAACUGAAAUUUUUCCCAUAGAUUUUGUUCACAUCUACAGUCAAAACAGUUUUUCUUUUAUACAGUAUUUUUACACUUCUUUUUAAAGUUCUUUUGUACUACAACGGUUUAAUUUUGAAGUUUUUGAUUGCUCUCUUUUGACAAGAAAUAUGUACAAAGUUGCAAAAUCAAAAGUGACUGUCAUAAUAAUGUAGAAUUCAGACUUUCCUCUGAUUUACUUCAGUUUUUGAUUUAGGGGUGGGGUGCUUGUUUUGGUCCUGGGUUCAUUUUUAAUUCAAAGUAAGAAAGGAAUAAUUUGUUCCUUCAAAGCACAUGUGGUCUUAUACCGUUUGCACAAUUCGACAUGGAAGUGUCAUUUUAUUUUAAACAUUUUUUUUUCCAGUAUAAAGACUCUGAGAAGUAGAAUAAUUUCUCAAUCCCUCCCACUCCCACUCUCCAAUGAUAAUGCCCCUAAUCUUUGUUUGUUUAUGAAUUUUGUUUAUUCAGAAGGAAAAGGUGAAUUGAGUGUCAACAAAUUAUAUUACCUCCUUGUCUUUUCACUGAGUGAUGGGUUUGAGUAUUUCAUUUGGAGAUUACAGAAUAUUUAUUAAUGCGAUCUGUAAUUUCUAGUACAGUUCGUUUUCCAUUCUCCUUCACAGUACGACAGUGGAUGAUUUAUUGAACUUUAUUUCUCGUUUUAACAUCUAGUUUUUAAUUUACUCUCGGAUGUUAGUAAAAUGUUCUGUCAUGGUCCAUCCUGUAAUUCUACUUUGUUCCACAUAAUGUGGAAGAAAUCUACUUUUUAAUUAAAUGAAAUUAUUGAAGUUUGGCCUCUUUGGUCACCAGGGACCACUUGUUUUGAGAACGGAGGACAGUUUUUAUAGCGAAAAGCACUCUAUACUGUAAGAAUUGCUCUUUUCUCCAGUAAUGGUCAUUAGAAACUCUCUUAAAUCUUUGUGUUCUGUGUAAAUUGUUUAUGAAAGCUCAUUAUUGUUAGUAAAAAUUGAUCUGUGCAUUCAUUGGUCAUCAUUUUUCUUUCUUUUUUUUUUUUUUCAAUUCCUAUGAAGGUCAUUUCUGUUGAGAUAAAGUUCUGAAUUUUGAUUAAAAAAUUGCUAUUAGUUUACUCAUGUUGAUUUCAAAGUCUGCCUGUUGCUUCUGUUUCAAUUUGUUCUCAAGUGAUUUUGUUUAUCUUUUUUGGUUAUGUUGUCACUUAAAUUAUUGUGAGAUGAUUUAAUUUUUAUGACCUGUUUUCCUUGGUCAUGGUCUGUUAAAAAAAGUCUUGGAUAUGAGUUGAUUGAUUAUAACAUCAGUGUUUGAUAAUUUUAAAAUAUUUUAACUUUCUUUGUUAAUUUCUGCUGUGUCACCGACGUGUUUGCAAGAGAUCUAAUGUUAUCAUUGUUUUGUUGACCAUGUUUUGGUGUUUUGUUUGUUUUUUUAUCUUUUAUAAUCUUAGGAUUUGAAUCUGCUGAUAAAAUGCAGUCACCCACUGCAAAAAGAAAGUGUUUUCCAUUUAGGCGUUCUCAUUAGCACCACAAGCAGGCUUUUGACUUGACCUGAAAGUGCUUUUAAAAUUCUUGCUUCGUCAUCUUUGAGGAGCACUAGUUUGUUUUGUUUUUUUCCUUCCCAUUCUAAUUCUACGACAGAAGAUAAAUAUUUAUUUAGGGUUAUUUAUUCAUUUACUUUUGUUCCUCUGAAUUGGACAUUAUAUAGUAGAUUAGUUUGAAAGGGAUGCAAAAAACACAAAAUGUGACAUAGCAUGUUGAAUUUAAUUUACUUGUUCUCAGUGUGUUCGUGGAAUUCCAGUUGUAUAAAAGCUUUUCUUUUCACUCACACUGCUCUCAGCACUAUAAUAUUUAUUUGACUUUUGCAGAGACAUUGGUAAGUCUUGUUUUUCUGGUGAUGGUAGAACUUAGUAUCACAUUCAGAUUGAGUGCUAUGCAAUGUACCGUAAUAUUUAACAUUUUGCUGCGCAGUAGAAUCAACAGUCCCAGUCAUAAAUUUUUUAUUCAGGGGCCAAACCGAGGAUCUUGCAAUGUCCAGCUGUGCAGCAAUUGACAGUCAGUAGGUUUUUUGUUGCUUUUUAAAAAAUAAAUUGGUUACUGGAUGGUAUUUAUAGUAUACUUCUUUAAUAUGGAUGCUAGUCAAAUGAACUAAAGUGUGAUACAAGUGCCAAAUGUUGUGGUGAAACCCCCCCCCCCCACAAAACGAACUAGUAACUUUCCAUUCUCCACACUCUAUAGUUUUGUUUGGCAAAUGGUACAGGUAGAAAUAUGAUACUCUACAGCUGCCAGCUGCCUGUCUCCUCUCCCUCCCCGUUCCAGAGAUCAGAUGUUGAACUUGCUCUCUUUAACAACAUAGACUGCUAGUGCUAGUGUUCAGAAAUGGCUGCAGUCUCUAUCCCCUUUGCUCUUCCCUUGGUCAUGAUGUGCCUGCAACUGUUUUUAAAUUGUAGUGUUCCAGUUUUGUCGAAGCUCUUUUAGAGGUUUUUGAGCUUUUGUCUUUAAACGCAUUGGCGUCCGGAGGUUUUCAGUUGAAAGGAAUGUUGGGAGUAAGAGUUUUUCUAUGGUGUGCUGAGGCUUUCCUUGUCGUCUUUUGCUUUGGUGGAAUGUGUUAGUCUGUGAGCUAAAUCACACAAUGUGUGAUCUUUUACUUAUAUAAAAGGGUUGUUUGUCAGCUGACAUGGUGUUUAAUUUUAACUUUCUGGUCAAAUGAGCGGCAACGUUUUGUUCACUUCCACUUCUCUGAUGCCAUGCUUCACCGAUGACCAGACAGUGUGGGAUGAAUCUGGUUUGCUAGCCUUCAAAUUCUUUAUUAUUGUUUGAGCUGUUAGGAACAAGUUUACGUGGGUGCUCUUAAUAAUUGAAUUUUAGUGUGACCUUUGACCAGGUGGUUUGCAGUGAAAUUAGCUAAUUAAUCUAUUCAUCUAUUGGUAACAUUAGGGACAACAAUUAGUGCUGGAAACUGUAAAAGUAAAGCUAGCUUGUUCAAGAGGAAAGAGAGUCCUCAAAAGUUACGGGAUGAGGUUUUUCAUGG